AUGCGCAACUCAAAACCGAAUCCAGUUCAAUCUUGGCAGUCACCAUUCGACCAUGCACUUGUCUCCCAAAAUCGUACUUCAUCCGGUCAGCACAAGCACCAACAACCGUACUCAUCCACACGGCCGCACCGGACAUACCUAUGCAUCACAGCGUUGACAGCCACAGCAUCCUUGACGGGCAUCUCGUCCAGCAGACUGUGGGCGGUGUCCAAAUCCCCUGCAGAGACCAUGCCAGUGAUCACUGCGUUCCAGGAAAAGUUGUUCCUUUCCGGCAUGGAGCGGAAGAGACGGAGCGCCUCGGCGUGGUCCCGGGAGUUGAGGUGGGCGGUGACGAGGGAGUUGUAG
Messenger RNA from Triticum turgidum subsp. durum (durum wheat), 345 nucleotides. NCBI's taxonomy places the organism in Eukaryota, Viridiplantae, Streptophyta, Magnoliopsida, Poales, Poaceae. The record is from the annotation of a GenBank genome assembly.